UAUUCGUCGCUAGGACACGAGGUGAACCGAAGGGGGCCGAGCGCUUGCUCAGUGAGAGGGAUGGAUAUGGGUUCGUGGUUUGUUUGGAUGGAGGCGCAGCCGGUUCAUGAUACAGACAAAAUUAUUUCAUAGGAAAAUCUAGGGAGUUCUAGCCAGGUGAUGUAUGAGAUGUGCACACAUCGCUCAUCCUGCUGAUGACGCAGUCCUGAUACCCCGUCUCACAUCAUCAUUCCACUGAAUUCAUAAAAACCUCGGCGGGUAAAAGUGCAUAUUUGCAAGAAUAUUUUAUUCUUCUCCAGGAAAAAGACCAUUGACAUCAAUGUCGUCGAUGGUACCUGCGUUAUGGGUCCACAGUUCAGGCCAGUGUGUGUGGAAUUCCAAUAACAAUACAUAAUAAUACAUCGGUGCAACAUACAUUGAUUGAGGUCAAUCGUACGAGUUAUUGAAUUAUUUGACAAAUCGGAAUUCGCCGACGUUGGCACCAUCAAUUUCAGCAAUCCAACACUGAGAGAAAAAUGUAGGGAAACGAACGGAUUAUUUUUUUAUUUAAAGACUCAGUGGUUUUCGAUAGUGCCAAUGGAAUAAACUCUUGACUAUACGAAAUAUCUGGGCACUUUAAAUGGAUCGCAUGAUUAAAUUGUAUGAUUCAGUCGUUGAUUGUGAGGGUUCCAAAGAGAACCUUCAUGAUUCGAUCCCAUCGGGGUUCAAAUUUAUCGAAUAUUCCUUUCGAUUCCCUGAAUAUUUUAUCACAUUUAAACAGUUAUUUAAAUGUAUUUAAAUAUUUGAAAAAUAGUUAUUUAAAUUUGUUUAAAUAUUUUUAAAACAGUUAUUUAAAUGUAUUUAAAUAUUUUAAAAAUAGUUAUUUAAAUGCAUCGCGUUCCGUCGAUCUGAAAACUUAUUGUAGGCGACAUCAACGAAAUCGCAUAUAUUAAGAUUUUUUCAAUGGAAUAAUGACUGAAUUUUAAACGAAUAUGUGGUUAUCUACGAUCUUUAGGGAACCUACUGGUUAAAUGAAGAUUAAAAAUGUUGAAACGAUGGAAUUCUAUUUUUCCUAUGGAACAACAUUCAUCCAACAAAAUAUAUUCCAGAGAAUCUACGAUUUCUACGAUUUUUCUCUCAGUGUAGCUGUUUCGGGUUCGAGUGGUGGGUGAUAUUUUCUUCCAUUUUUCCUUCCAAAUGGAACCGAAUGAUCUCUCAAAUUGGAGAAUCUUCAAGUAUCGUGUACACGGAGAAAAUAAUUCCAUCGACAGUCAAAAAUUUAGUAAAAAUUGCAGAAUUCAAAUUCGCCUACCGAUUACGGAAGUGACUAAAAAUUUAAAUGCUAGUAACAUAAUUUUUCACGCAAAAUGCAGAUAAAAAUUACGAAACGCUGCGAAAAAAAUCCGUACAAUUUUUUGCAACCAAACAUAAUCCUUAACAUUAAAUGUUUAUUCAAUAUUACCGCCGUAUUUAGCGAUAAAGAAUGUCCGUAAAAAAAUCCAAAAUUGCAAUGCACUUAUGUUCCCCACCGGUCGGAGUAUUGGUCUCCCAACUAUCUCCAUCCCACCCACUGCGAUAUCCCCUCCCGACUGUCACCAAAUUAUGGUCCCUAUAAUUGGGUUGCAUCAAACUUUAUUGCCGGUUGCUCUUGAGUACCUGUCGGUAUGCCCGCAGAAGAGCAAUGCAAAAGUACUCGAUUAAUCGGUCAUUAUGUGGGAGCACUGUACUGUUGACAGGAGUCACUGGAUUCAUCGGUGGUUCGUUACUAGAGAGGAUAUUACGGUUGAAUCCUGGACCUAAUUGUGUUUACGUAUUGGUGCGGAAGAGAGAGGGAUUGAGUCCAAGGGCGCGUGUUGAUAAAAUUCUGUCGUCACCUUUAUUCGCGCCAUUGGAACCGGAGAUCUUGCUGAAGGUGAAGGUAAUCCCCUGCGACUUGACAGCCGAAAAUCUCGGCUUAUCCGAUUCCGAUCGAGAUGUUCUCUUAUCAGAAUGCAGCCAUGUAUUUCACUCAGCGGCAUUCAUAUCAUUCGCUGCAAAUCUCAGUUCCGCGGUGCGCAUUAAUUUACUCAGUACGCGUCAUCUCCUGGAGCUGACAAAGCGAAUGCCGAAACUUCGGUCAAUGGUGCAUAUUUCAACAGCGUAUGCAAACUGCACUAGAAACAGUGAUGAAGAACUUCAGGAGAGACUUUACCCGUCCACUAUGGAGCCAGCAUCCUUUAUUGACAUGAUCGAGGGCAUGAGCUCAGAGGAGAUAGUCAAUAGAACGAAUGAAAUUCUUGGAGAUCAUCUGAAUACUUACACAUUUACCAAACAAAUGGCUGAAAAUUUAUUAGCUCUAGAGCGGGAAAAUGUACCCCUUUCGAUCGUGAGGCCGAGCAUUGUAUUGAAUAGCUGGAGACAACCAACUGUCGGUUGGGUGGAUAACGUCAAUAAUAGCGCUUGUGGAUUCAUCGCUGGUAUUGGAAAGGGAUUAUUUCGCACAUUUCAGGCGACCCCCAAUACCCUCCUUGAUGUGAUCCCCGUGGACAUGGUGGUCUCGACAAUUCUGGCAGCCUCCGAGAGAGCCCAGCAAGAACCCCAGGACCUCCACAUUUUCCACUGUACCUCCAACACGAUAAACCCGACAACCUGGGAUGAAUAUUGCGAGGAGGUUGUCAAAGCCUGUCGAGCUCAUCCCUGCGAGAAUGCCCUGUGGUAUCCAACAGCUAGGACCAGAGAGAGUCACUUAAGGAACAUUUUAGUCAUCUACAUUUUUCAGAUAUUUCCUGCCUUUAUCAUCGACUGCAUUUUUCGCUUGUCGAACCCCGAGAAAAAGCAUUUGGUUUACCAAGUGCAGCAGAAGUACCUCAAGGGCAACUCCUACACAUCAUUUUUUUCGACCCACAAAUGGAAAUUCGAUCGUCGUAAUAUCCAAUCCCUCCAGGAUGCUCUUGUCCUCGAUGAAGGAGAUGCUCAUCCCAUGGACCCACGUCUCAUCAACUGGAGUCAGUACUUCGAGGCAUGUGUCCUCGGUACACGAACAUAUUUUCAUAAAGAGCCGGCAGCCACAACAGAUCGUGCACGAAGGCAGAUGAAACGAUUGAAAAUUAUUGCAGAACUGACACCGUUUCUCACCUUCGCACUAUUUACGUACAUCAUGAUUACGGCUGGAGUUUCAUGGAGUGUAGCCGUGAUUUUCAGUGCAGCAGUCGUACUUUUCUUCAUUUGGCUGUAAUUAUUUGUGAAUUAACGACUGCAAUGGCAAAGUUUGAAUAAUUAUUUACCUGAGGGACGCUGUUAUCCGGCCUUAUUAUUCCUGUUGCUGUAAAGACUUGACCGCGUCUGCCAAAAGAGAAUUUUGUUUAUAAUUUGGGAUCUCUUUGUAUUUUUUAUGGAUUUUUUUACGAAUAAAAAAUUAUUCUGUCUGAAAAUGGUCAAGAUGUGCUGUACAUCAGACCCAUUAAAUUGCAUUGACGUCUUCAAUAA
Molecule: messenger RNA, 3444 nt
Organism: Diachasmimorpha longicaudata
Lineage: Eukaryota; Metazoa; Arthropoda; Insecta; Hymenoptera; Braconidae
Product: putative fatty acyl-CoA reductase CG5065
Exons: 7
Coding region: 1661-3193 (510 amino acids)
Biological process (GO): long-chain fatty-acyl-CoA metabolic process
Cellular component (GO): peroxisome
Molecular function (GO): alcohol-forming very long-chain fatty acyl-CoA reductase (NADP+) activity
Source: RefSeq, a predicted model, not a curated record